Messenger RNA from Rangifer tarandus platyrhynchus (Svalbard reindeer), 1185 nucleotides. Lineage: Eukaryota; Metazoa; Chordata; Mammalia; Artiodactyla; Cervidae. The record is from the annotation of a GenBank genome assembly.
AUGUCGGCCACCUCGGGGCCCAGCCUGGCGCCCACCAGGGACGUGGGCGAGAUCUACAACUGGACGGAGCUGCUGCACUUCUUCAACCACACCCUGCCCGAGUGCCACGUGGAGCUCAACGAGAACACGAAGCGCGUCGCCCUCUUCGUGGUCUACCUGGCCAUCUUCGUGGUCGGGCUGGUGGAGAAUCUCCUGGUGAUCUGCGCCAACUGGCGGGGCUCGGCCGGCGCGGGGCUGCUGCGUCUCUACGUCCUCAACAUGGCCAUCGCCGACCUGGGCAUCAUCCUGUCCCUGCCCGUGUGGAUGCUGGAGGUCACGCUGGACUACACCUGGCUCUGGGGCAGCUUCUCCUGCCGCUUCACCCACUAUUUCUACUACGCCAACAUGUACAGCAGCGUCUUCUUCCUGGCGUGCCUCAGCGUGGACCGCUACCUCACCCUCACCCGCGCCUCCGCCUCCUGGCAGCGCCGGCAGCACCGCGCGCGCCGCGCCGUGUGCGCCGGCGUCUGGGUCCUCUCGGCCCUCAUCCCGCUGCCCGAGGUGGUCCACAUCCGGCUGGUGGACAGCUUUGAGCCCAUGUGCCUCUUCAUGGCGCCGUUUGAAACGUACAGCACGUGGGCCGUGGCGGUGGCCCUGUCCACCACCGUCCUGGGCUUCCUGCUGCCGCUGCCGCUCAUCGCCGUCUUCAACGUGCUGACGGCGCGCCGGCUGCGGCAGGCGGGGCAGCCCGCGGGCCGGCGCCACUGCGUGCUGCUGGCCGCCUACGUGGCCGUCUUCGUGGUCUGCUGGCUGCCCUACCACCUGGCCCUGCUGCUGCUCACACUGCACGGCGCGCACAUCUCCCUGCAUUGCUACCUGGCCCGCCUGCUCUACUUCUUCUACGACGUCAUCGACUGCUUCUCCAUGCUCCACUGUGUGGUCAACCCCAUCCUUUAUAACUUCCUCAGCCCCAGCUUCCGCGGCCGGCUGCUCAACGCCGUGGUCCACUACCUCCCCAAGGCCCAGACCAGGGAGGGCAGACAGGCCUCCUCCUCCCGCUCCUCCUCCUCCACGCAGCAUUCCAUCAUCAUCACCAAGGAGGGCAGCCCGCCCCCUGCAGCCCGCCCCCACCACCUCCCCAGCCUGCACUUCCAGGCUGCACCUGCCCCGCCCGCCUCCGCCCCUCGGUCUCUCGUAGGCAGCUGA